This is a messenger RNA of Angiostrongylus costaricensis, 345 nucleotides long. The record is from the annotation of a GenBank genome assembly. Lineage: Eukaryota; Metazoa; Nematoda; Chromadorea; Rhabditida; Metastrongylidae.
AUGACUGGAAUUUCUUUUUCCGCACCAGUUAUACGUCACGUCAAUUUGGAGCGAUCAGCCGGUUUGGAGCUCAGUCAAGGCCGCCGCCGAAGAGCCGGUCUUUCCGUGGAUUUCAUGGCCGCCCCUCUUUAUGAGUCUGCAUUGGCGGCGACGGUGGAUCGAUGUGAUCCUGAUUCCAUCUGUCCAUCGUCUUCUAUUCACUCAUCGUAUACGUAUGCCAUCUAUAGUAGUUAUGGUGGUGCUAAGCUGCGAUUGCGCACUUUAGCUACGAUCAUUCACCUUGGCGUAAUUCUAUACGCAAUCCUCCGAACAAUACACGACAUGCCGAAGCACAGUAGAAAAUAA